Molecule: messenger RNA, 1105 nt
Organism: Marmota monax (woodchuck)
Lineage: Eukaryota; Metazoa; Chordata; Mammalia; Rodentia; Sciuridae
Product: cAMP-regulated phosphoprotein 19
Exons: 1
Coding region: 25-363 (112 amino acids)
Cellular component (GO): cytoplasm
Molecular function (GO): protein phosphatase inhibitor activity
Source: RefSeq, a predicted model, not a curated record
GAGCGGCUGGGCAGAGGGAACGCUAUGUCCGCGGAAGUCCCGGAGGCAGCCUCGGCGGAGGAGCAGAAAGAAAUGGAAGAUAAAGUGACUAGUCCAGAGAAAGCUGAAGAAGCAAAAUUAAAAGCAAGGUAUCCUCACCUGGGACAAAAGCCUGGAGGUUCAGAUUUUUUAAGGAAACGAUUGCAGAAAGGGCAAAAAUAUUUUGAUUCUGGGGAUUACAACAUGGCAAAAGCAAAGAUGAAGAACAAGCAACUUCCUACUGCAGCCCCGGAUAAGACAGAGGUCACUGGUGACCAUAUUCCCACUCCACAGGACCUUCCUCAACGGAAACCAUCCCUUGUUGCUAGCAAGCUGGCUGGCUGAUUAAAAGAGCUGACCUGCAUGAAUUUUCUAAUUCCCAUUAUUUCUCCUCAUAUGUUACUUAUCCACUUUUUAUUCCUUUCAUUCACUAAGUCAUUUAAAUGAGACUGACGGCUUUGCAGGUAGCGAUAGUGUGUGCUGCUAUUGUAAGGGAAUAUACAUGUGUAGAGGUUUUGAUUAGUUUUAACAGUGCACUGAUGAAAAGGACGUGUUAGAGCAACAUAAGUAAUCUACUUGAAAAUAUUUGUAUAUAUUACCUAACUCCUAAUAUAGGUUCCAAAAAGUAAUAAGCAAAUUUUACAAUUUUAAUGUUUUGCCUUCUUCGCUUAUCUUAAUUAUAGCUGUGUAUGUUACUCUUAUUUAAUGUAACCUCUGUAUUGAUUUCUUCUGUAUUUUCCUUCUGGAUUUUGUCAAACAGAAGUUUAAGCCACAAGUUUGAAGAAGGAUCACAAAUUCAAAUGAAAAUAGGAGGGGCUUUGAAAGAUUUGUAUAACUGUGCUUGAACUUGAAUGGCCUUAAACCUGUUUCAGCUUUAACAAUAGAAUUUUACUUGGGCAAUAUUUGCCCAUUCUGGUGUAACUUACGUGACUUCAGUGCUUAACAGCUGCCAUUGAAGCUAGUAUUCUUAUUUAGUUUUGUAGUGUUAAAUACCUUUCAUUGUUGAAGAUGUGAAUGAAGUAUGCAUGUGCAUCAACUGUUGAAUUCACUUUUGUGCCAUUUUUGUAAAUACAGUAGUUUUGCACAA